Pipistrellus nathusii (Nathusius's pipistrelle) is the source of this 1944-nucleotide messenger RNA. The record is from the annotation of a GenBank genome assembly. Lineage: Eukaryota; Metazoa; Chordata; Mammalia; Chiroptera; Vespertilionidae.
AUGGAGGCGGCGGCGGGCGCGGGUUGCGGCUCCGGGCCGCCGCUGCUGCUGAGCGAGGGCGAGCAGCAGUGCUACUCCGAGCUGUUCGCGCGCUGCACCGGCGCGGCAAGUGGGGGCCCAGGGUCCGGCCCCCCCGAGGCCGCCAGAGCCGCCCCCGGCGCGGCCACCGCAGCUGCGGGGCCCGUGGCCGACCUGUUUCGGGCGUCGCAGCUCCCCUCCGAGACCCUGCACCAGAUCACGGAACUGUGUGGUGCCAAGCGCAUUGGUUAUUUUGGUCCAACUCAGUUUUACAUUGCCUUGAAAUUAAUUGCUGCAGCACAGUCUGGCCUUCCUGUGCGGAUAGAGAGUAUUAAAUGUGAAUUGCCGCUGCCUCGAUUUAUGAUGUCAAAGACCGACAGUGACAUACGAUUUGGGAACUCAGCUGAGCUGCAUGGAACUAAGGCUCCAAUUCCAUAUUUACUCUCAGAAAAAAAUACCUUCAAAAGAAUGGAUGAUGAGGAUAAACAGCAGGAAACACAGUCUCCUACAAUGUCACCCCUCGCCUCCCCUCCUUCUUCUCCGCCUCAUUACCAGAGGGUGCCCUUGAGCCAUGGCUACAGCAAACUGCGGAGCAGCACGGAGCAGAUGCAUCCAGCUCCUUAUGAAGCUAGACAGUCCCUUGUCCAGCCUGAGGGACCCUCAUCGGGGAAUCAAGGACCCAAGCCACCUCGGCAUCAGGCUUCCCUCAUCCGGUCCUUUUCAGUGGAGAGAGAACCACAAGAUAACAGUAAUUACCCGGACGAACCGUGGAGGAUAACAGAAGAGCAGCGGGAGUACUAUGUCAAUCAGUUCAGAUCCCUCCAGCCAGACCCAAGUUCCUUCAUUUCAGGUUCAGUGGCCAAGAACUUCUUCACCAAAUCAAAGCUUUCCAUUCCAGAACUCUCCUAUAUAUGGGAGCUGAGUGAUGCUGACUGCGAUGGAGCCCUGACCCUGCCCGAGUUCUGUGCUGCAUUUCAUCUCAUUGUGGCCAGGAAGAACGGCUAUCCACUGCCCGAGGGCCUCCCUCCAACUCUGCAGCCAGAGUACCUGCAAGCAGCCUUUCCUAAACCCAAGAGGGAGUGUGCGUUAUUUGAUUCUUAUUCUGAGUCCAUGCCAGCAAACCAACAACCUCAUGACUUGAAUCGGAUGGAGAAGUUAUCUAUUAAAGAUGGGGCUGACUUUCCUGUUUCUACCCAAGAUUUGACUGGUGAUGACAAACAAGCUUUGAAAAGUACUAUGGAUGAAGCUGUACCAAAGGACACGUCUGAGGAUCCAGCAACUCCUAAGGAUUCCAACAGUCUCAAAGCAAGACCACGAUCCAGAUCUUACUCUAGCACCUCCAUAGAAGAGGCCAUGAAAAAGGGCGAGGACCCUCCCACCCCGCCACCGCGGCCACAGAAAACCCAUUCCAGAGCCUCCUCCUUGGAUCUGAAUAAAGUCUUCCAGCCCAGUGUGCCAGCAACUAAGUCAGGAUUGUUACCUCCACCACCUGCGCUCCCUCCAAGACCUUGUCCAUCACAGUCUGAACAAGCAUCUGAGGCUGAGCUACACCCCCAGCUGAACAGAGCCCCCUCGCAAGCUGCAGAGAGUAGUCCAACAAAGAAGGACACACCAUAUUCUCAGCCUCCAUCAAAGCCCAUCCGUAGGAAAUUACGACCGGAAAAUCAAGCUACAGAAAAUCAAGAACCUUCUACCACCGUUGGCGGGUCAGUGUCUGUAGCAACCAUAAAACCCCAUUCAACAGUCCAGAAACAGUCUUCCAAACAGAAGAAGGCUAUUCAAACUGCUAUCCGCAAAAAUAAAGAGGCAAAUGCAGUGCUGGCCCGGCUGAACAGUGAACUCCAGCAGCAACUCAAGGAGGUUCAUCAAGAACGAAUUGCAUUGGAAAACCAAUUGGAACAACUUCGUCCAGUCACUGUGUUGUGA